Molecule: messenger RNA, 4900 nt
Organism: Trichobilharzia szidati
Lineage: Eukaryota; Metazoa; Platyhelminthes; Trematoda; Strigeidida; Schistosomatidae
Source: the annotation of a GenBank genome assembly
GUUGACUUUAGCGCUCAACUGAAGUUUCUCCAAAUCUUUGGUUUUUCGUUAUUGGUACAGUUCAUCAUCAUUUGGCUUCGCAUAGAAGUUUUGAUGGAUAGUUUUGAAUUCUUCUCCCACAGGAUUAUCUCCCGUUUCCAAUGAUAAUACAGGGCUACUGUAACGGGGAAAUAAUGCUAGGAUUUGCUCAUGAGUGACCCAGAAGGGAUCAAAUCAUUCCUAUACAACUUUCUGCAAAAUAGAAGGCGUGUUGCACCGGAGUACACUUUUAUCGAAAAACCUGCUGGUCGUGGAAAGGUUAGGUUUUUGUGUGAAGUCCGUGCUGAUGGUUAUAAUUACGUCGGAAUUGGAAAUUCAACGACAAAAAAGGAUGCCCAGACUAAUGCAGCCAGAGAUUAUGUAAACUACCUUGUACGUGAAGGCGAGAUUCCUGCAUCCUCUGUUCCCGUAAUUAAGCCUGGUAAUAUCGUGCCCGUUGAAUCAGAAAAUUCAUUCCAACCUCUAAAUCCUGAACAGAAGGUGACAACUGGGCCACAAACAAGUUCAUUCGGUCCUGGGAGCAGCUAUAUUAGUAGCAUUUAUGAUCAAAAGAAACUAGAAGAGGCAGAGGAGGUAGAUUUAACGUCUGAUUUGCAUGGUGGAUGGUCGCUUGAAAAUGCUAAGGGUCGUUUAAAUGAAUACUUGCAGUCAACUCGGCAGCAGAUCGGACAGGUGAAAUAUACUCCAGUGGGUCCAGACCAUGGCAGGAGUUAUAUAGCCGAGAUGACCGUCGUCGCAAAGAAGCUUCGGAAAAACCUAUAUGCUCGAGAAGCGGGAUCAAAUAAACAGCUGGCAUCUCGUGCUUGUUGCUUAUCAUUGGUUCGUCAGCUUUUUCAUGCAGGAGAAAUUGAAGCAUACACCGGUGAAAAAAGAAAAAAGAAACACUGUGAGGUUGCAGUGUUCGAUGUCUGUCUGAAUGAAAAAGUUGAAGAGAAUUUGACCAAAGUGCUAGACAGUCUGGGUCUGCCAGUUAAUUCGAAGCCUCCUGCAAAUCUUCCACCAGACCAGGUCUACAAUAUGAUCACCCAAUAUAAUUUGGUGGGUUUCGAUGACGCUCCGAAACAGCAACCUCAGUCAGUCGCAUGGUGUCCACCACAACCUAACUGGAAUCCAUGGACUGCCUGCAAUAUUGAUGAGGGUCCAGAGGCUAAUCAACCAUUAUUCAACAUCAGCGCUAACUUAGCAGAGGAACGAUUGCGUCGGCUUGAUACUGACCAUGAGUUACGAUCCUUAAUAGACGAACGUUCUCAGUUACCUGUGAGUCCGUACAAAUCUUCGAUUUUGGAAGCCAUAAAAUACAACAGAGUCACAUUAAUUCGAGGUGAAACUGGGUGUGGAAAAACUACACAGAUUCCCCAGUUUAUUUUGGACUCUUAUUUGGAAUCGGGAAUGGGUGCAGAAUGUGCCAUUCUAGUAACACAACCUCGACGUAUAUCAGCAAUUAGCCUAGCCGAACGCAUCGCAUACGAAAGAGGAGAAACAGUGGGGACUUCUGUUGGGUACUGUGUGCGUUUUGAAACUGUAUAUCCUCGACCAUAUGGUUCUAUUCUGUUUUGCACAGUUGGAACAAUGGCACGCAAAAUGGAAGGGGGUCUUCGAGGAGUGUCUCAUAUAAUCGUUGAUGAGAUACAUGAAAGAGAUGUUAAUACUGACUUCAUGCUCAUACUACUUCGUGAUAUGAUUCGGGCAAACAAAGACCUUCGAGUUGUCCUCAUGUCUGCAACCAUUGACAUCACUAUGUUCAACGACUACUUUGGUGAAUGCAUGAUAUUAGACAUAGAGGGUCGGACUCAUCCCGUUGAAUAUUAUUUCCUGGAAGACUGUGUGAAGAUGGUCAACUUUGUACCUCCACCUCCUGAUGAAAAGAAAAAAAAACGGCGUCAAGAAGUGGAGACCACCGCGGAUAACUCUGAGGAGAAUUGCAACUUAGACUGUGACCCAGUCUAUGGUGACGCAGUGAUUCAAGCUAUGAAAGAUAUAGCAGAAAAGGAGGUACCUUUCGAGCUUGUUGGUGCUCUUCUCGAUAAAAUAGUAAGCAUGAGCAUUCCUGGUGCAGUGCUGAUUUUUCUUCCUGGUUGGAAUAUCAUAAGUCUUCUACGCAAAUAUUUACAGUCACAUACCCGGUUUGGCGGUCCGGAUUUCUUUAUUUUACCACUUCAUUCACAAAUUCCUCGCGAAGAUCAGCGCUUGGUUUUCCGUCCAACUCCUCCUGGAGUAAGAAAAAUUGUUUUGGCAACUAAUAUCGCCGAGUCCUCCAUUACAAUCAAUGAUGUCGUCUUCGUGAUUGACUUUUGCUUAUCACGUACGAAACUUUUCACUGCACGAAACAACCUAACAGCAUACAAUACAUCAUGGGCAAGCAAGACAAACCUUGAGCAACGUCGAGGUAGAGCUGGUCGUGUUCGUCCAGGAUUUGCUUUUCAUCUCUGCAGCCGCUCACGCUAUGAACGGUUGGAUCAACAUGCUACUCCAGAAAUCCUUCGUACUCCGUUACAUGAGUUGGCACUACUUAUUAAGCUUUUGCGUCUUGGUCCUGUCAGAGACUUCCUGAUGAAAGCCUUGCAGCCUCCACCACUAGAUGCAGUAAUUGAAGCUGAGCAUACUCUAAAAGAAAUGAAGGCUUUGGAUGGCAAUGAUGAGCUAACUCCUUUGGGAUUCAUUUUGGCUCGACUUCCAAUUGAACCACGUUUGGGAAAGAUGUUAGUUUUUGCAUGCGUGUUUAAUUUAGGAGGAGUAGCUGCUGUUCUUUCAUCAAUCGCAAGUCUUGGCCUUGAUCCGUUCCUACUGCCACCGGAUAAUCGGAGACUCACAUACCACCAACGAAGCUUUGGAGCAGGAUAUUCAAGCGACCAUUUAGCCGGUUUGAAUGUCUUUCAGGUGUGGGCUUGCGAGCGUGCUCGCCAUGGAGAUGAAUCGGCUGAUAUGUUGUGUGAGCGUCAUGGCUUCAAUAGUUCUGCCUUACGAAUCAUCGACGAUGCUGCAAACCAACUCAGAACUAUUCUUAUCAAUUUGGGUUUUCCUGAAGAAUCGUUAUCCGAUGCUCCGAUUAAUUUCAAUGUUAAACAUAAUGUUGACUGCGACAUAGUUUGCACAUUAUUGAUUUCUGGGUUAUACCCUAAUAUCUGUUAUCAUUCGGAAAAACGCAAACUACUAACUAUGGAGGGAACUUUAGCACUUAUACAUAAAGCCUCCAUCAACUGUUUCAAAGACACUAAGUUCACCUACCCAUUUUUCAUUUUCGAUGAGAAGAUUCGUACUCAAGCAGUCUCUUGCAAGGGUCUAUCAAUGGUAAAUCCAAUACAGUUGAUGCUUUUUGGUUGUCGCACAGCCGUUUGGAGGAACGACGAUUCAGGAGAGAAAGGAACUAUUGUUAUCGAUGAUUGGAUUCCUUUCCGUAUGGACUAUACUUCGGCAGCCCGAAUUUUCGCUCUCCGUCCGGCUUUAGAAGCAUUACUUGUCCGAACAUGCUUACGACCUGAAGGUGUCACUGAUCUACAAGAAGAGGAUCAGCGCGUUAUUGAUGUUCUCCAUCAACUGUGUUCUCCGGAGGCCUUAAAUCCAAAUGCUAGUUUUGAUGGGAUGAGUUGCACUGAUUCUCCGCCCAAAAAGAGGUUUGCUGUAGCGAGUAAUUAUCCAUUACUUUCUGGUCGGUCGCGUCGUACUACGGGUAAUGAAGAUCCGUACUCUGAAAAACAAAAUUAUGGGCGUUACGCCAAUCAGUUCAAUCGUUUCAGUGGUCCAGAUGUAAGAUCCGGUGGUCAGUCAGGCUAUUGGCAAGACUCAAAGACACAGUUUUCAAAUCAGCGGUAUUAUAACCAAGCUUCGCUAAAUCGUUUUCCCGGAAACUUCAUGGGAAUGCGGUCUUUUGGUGCUAACAAUGUGAGGAAUAAUUAUAAUGAGUCUAUGUGGGAAUCACCUGCUAUACCAAAUCUUGGUGCACCUCCACAUCUUCCGCGACCAUUUCCUAAUGAACAGUUUAUCCAACAAAGACCACCCAGACCUAGUUGGGGAAAUCGUUACUGAUUCCUGAUCCCAUAGUUUAGUUUUUUUAAAAACUAAUUUUGUUUUGAUUUCUUGUGUAAACCCCCUUGAUAUGUUAUACUGUCUUCAUUUUAUUCGCAUCAUUUCUGGUUAUUAAAUAGGCCAGAGCUUUCAUUCCCGAUGGACUUAAUGUUAUUGUUUAAAUGCAUUUUCGUUUUCAUACUUAAUUUUAUUGUUGUCACUGGUUUCCCUUACACUCUCAUAUAAACACUUGUAAAUUAAAAUGCAUAGUCAUCUAUUCCAUUUUCCUCUCUGCCUUUUAUAAUCCUCGUAACAUUAAAACUGACACGCAUUUACCUCCCCAGGUAUCAGUAAUAUGAAGUCAUAAUUCCAGCGGUUUGUGUCUUUCACACUUGGUUUUCAUUUGCAGCUUCUCACUCUAAUGAGCUGGUGGUUAUGAUUUCUCUCUAUAUCUGCACUUAAUUGACUGAGUUUGAACACAGAGAAACGUUUUACCAGAUUCUAUGGUGACGACAUUCAAGCUACUGAUUGACAGUAUUGUUAUAUAACAGGAAUCACUAGUUUUAUGCACCUAUUCGAACUAAAAUCUCUUGUUUUUUCCUCUUUUCGGUGGUGAAAUCGUUGCUGGAAAACAUUUAUAAGGCGUAUGAAGUCAGUGGAACUCCAUAAUACUUUGAUUAUUAUGCAUAACAAAGUUCAAGAAAAGCAUUUAUUCAGUGACGUUUUCGACACGAUUUAUUGUUCUAAGUCAUUUUUAAUGUAACUACAUUACUUCUAUAGGUCCAUGACAGAUAGUGUGUGUUACUUAUCAACCACUUGCAUUUCAUGCAGUUGGCAUUAUGCCACACCUGUUGUUUGA